Sipha flava (yellow sugarcane aphid) is the source of this 1639-nucleotide messenger RNA. RefSeq names its product cytochrome P450 6a2-like. Lineage: Eukaryota; Metazoa; Arthropoda; Insecta; Hemiptera; Aphididae. Gene Ontology annotation, molecular function: monooxygenase activity; iron ion binding; heme binding. The transcript has 5 exons. The coding region runs from base 86 to 1618 and encodes 510 amino acids. The record is from RefSeq and is a predicted model, not a curated record.
UUUGCGUUCGCUCGCAGUGACGGGCCCAGCGCGCACACGCAGUCUCGUACCGUCACGCUAAAAACGUAUUUCGGACGCGGUCGCGAUGAUCUCGUCUUGGCCGACCGUUCUCGCGGCAACCAUACCACUGCUGGUCGCCGCCGCGUACCUGGCGUACCGGUACAGCACGUACUAUUACGGGUACUGGGCCGAACGUGGCGUGCCGCACGCCGAACCGACAACGUUGCUGGGCCAUUUCGCCAGGCCCAUACUGGGCCGCGAGAACAGCGCAUUCACCGUAGACUCGCACUACCGGCGCUUCGGCGGCCACCGGUAUUUCGGCAUGUACCAGCUGCGACAUCCGAUACUGGUGCUCAGGGACCCGGAGCUCGCGCACGCUGUACUCACCAAAGAUUUCGCGUCGUUCCACGACCGGCUGACGAGCCGCACGUCGUUCAAACACGACCAGCUGUUCAGCAACGUGGUAAACCUGACCGGCGACCGAUGGAAGGCCGUCAGGGCCAAGUUGACGCCCACGUUCACCACUGCCCGGCUGAAGACCAUGUUUGCCGAUCUGUACGUAUGCACCGAUCGGCUCAUGAACAAACUGUCGCUACUGACAUCCGACGACCAAGGUGUUGUUAAUGUUACCGAUAUCAUAUCAAAAUUUACAAUUGAUACAAUUGGGCGAUGUGCUUUUGGAUUGGAUUGUAAUUCGUUAUUUGAUUCAAACUCAGAGUUUCAGCGAGCUGGAGAAGCGGUCUUUAGGCCCACGGUGAAAAUGUUGCUACACAAUUUCAUGAGAUUAAUUGAUAUUGGUUGGCUCAUAGACUUGCUUAGACUACGUAGUAUGCCUGAUUAUGUGUACGAAUUCUAUUUGAAUAUAUUUCAUGACACUUUGAAGCUACGCGAUACAGAGGUAGAAGAUCGUAACGAUUUCGUUUCCAUAUUAAUUAAACUGAGGAACAAGGAAAAAGAAAACAAUAACAAAGUUGAACUAUUUACUGAUGAAGUAUUAGCGUCAAAUGCUUUCAUUUUUUUUGCUGCUGGAUUUGAAACUACAGCCACAACAAUGAGUUAUUGUUUGUACGAGUUGGCCUUAAAUAAAGAUAUUCAAACCAAAUUGCGCGAACAAAUCAAACUGAUGAUGAACGAAAACGAUGGAAAACUCACUUACGAUGGGAUAAAAAAUAUAAAAUAUUUGGAUAUGAUAAUAAAUGAAACAUUAAGAAUGCAUCCACCCGUUGCGGUUACGAUACGUGUGUGCACUAAAAAGUAUAAACUACCAGAUAGUGAUUUAACUUUGGACGUUGGUACAAAAGUGUUUAUACCAUUAUACUCCUAUCAUAAUGAUCCCAAGUAUUAUCCUAACCCAAAGGUGUUCGACCCCUUACGGUUUACCGAGGAAAAUAAAGCUUCGAUUCCAAAUGGCGCGUACCUUCCAUUUGGUGAUGGACCUAGGAUUUGUAUCGGUAAGAGGUUUGCGAUAAUGGAAGCCAAAACAGGACUAGCAGAAAUAAUAUCGAGAUUCGAAGUACUGCCUAGUAAAGAUAUACAAAUACCAAUUCAGAUCAAUCCACAUGCUUUUGUACUCACACCGUCUAGUCCAAUUCGUUUAUUGUUAAAAAAAAUUAAUUAAUUUUUUUUCAUUUAAUGUAUA